Molecule: messenger RNA, 1264 nt
Organism: Ornithodoros turicata
Lineage: Eukaryota; Metazoa; Arthropoda; Arachnida; Ixodida; Argasidae
Product: dehydrodolichyl diphosphate synthase complex subunit DHDDS-like
Exons: 6
Coding region: 228-1133 (301 amino acids)
Biological process (GO): polyprenol biosynthetic process
Cellular component (GO): endoplasmic reticulum; dehydrodolichyl diphosphate synthase complex
Molecular function (GO): ditrans,polycis-polyprenyl diphosphate synthase [(2E,6E)-farnesyl diphosphate specific] activity
Source: RefSeq, a predicted model, not a curated record
UUUCCUUUAGACGUUUUAAAUGUUUCUCAUCGCGUAACACGAAGGAAGAGUGGCAAGUGGCAGUGACCAGCGUUCGAUGGGAUUUGUUCGUUAUAACAGUGGUUACAGCAUGUGAAAGGCUAGUAUUUGAAGUGCUGCGAACGUAAUCAAAGGAAUUCUUGGCAUCAUUGUUCUUUAUCGUCGAAUCUAAGUGACGUGCGUACGAUAGUGACGAAGCGUCUCCAAGGAUGCAACACCGGACGGACGCUCAUGAAGUUAUACUGCCUUGGUAUGAAAGACUUCUCCUCUGGCUACUAAGCCUCGGGCCGACACCACGGAACCUGGCCAUUAUUCCUGACGGCAACAGACGAUACGCCAAAAAAGUGGGUUUAUCCGUCAACGACGGGCACGUGGCAGGACGACGAAGCCUCCAGACUAUGGUAGCAUGGGCAGAAAUGCUAGGAGCGAAAGACGUCACCAUUUACACCUUCAGCACGCAUAACUUUAAGCGGCCCAAGGACGAAGUCGGUGGUAUAUUUGAAGAGAUCCAGGCGUUGUCCUGGGAUAUCAUCAAUAAUCCGCACGUUGCUGACAAGAAGGGUGCCAGGACAAGGUGUGUAGGUGACCUAGAUCAGCUGCCAAGAGAUGUUCAAAGGACCCUUGCAAAACUUGAUUUGAUCACAUCGUCUAAUACAGAGCACACAUCAAACUACUGCAUCGCUUACUCUGCUCGACAUCAGCUAACGCGCAUAACAAAGACGAUGGCCCAAGCAGUGAAAGAAGGACUCCUGCGUCCCGAUGACAUCACUCCGGGCCUUGUGGAAAAGAGCUUGGCUGUGGAAGAAAGUCCAGAAAUAGAGGUCCUUUAUCGGACAUCGGGCGAGACGAGGCUCAGCGACUUCCUACUGUGGCAAAGCAGCUACGCCAUGCUUUACUUCGAACAGAAGACGCUACCGGAAGUCAGUUUUUGGGAUUUCGUGAAAGGAGUUCUUUACUACCAAGUUCGAGCACAAGCGCUAAAGGACAUUCGACAGAAGCAUUACAAAGAACUUGAAGAGUGCAGCGCAGAACAGAUACUUCGGCAGAGGACGUUCCUUCUGCAAAUGGAGGCAGAUCGCGUUGGAUACUUAAGAAGGCUCGCGGCUGAUGAAUGACACUUGUUUAUCCUGUUCAUUGUACCAGAGCUAUCUUUGAAAAUUUUCCAUUUUUCUCAUUGACUGCAGCAGACUGCCCAGAAAGAAUACAUAGAAUAACAUAUGCUAAUAAAAUGUCCAUCUCAAAUGAA